Molecule: messenger RNA, 2160 nt
Organism: Schistocerca americana (American grasshopper)
Lineage: Eukaryota; Metazoa; Arthropoda; Insecta; Orthoptera; Acrididae
Product: sodium-coupled monocarboxylate transporter 1-like
Exons: 15
Coding region: 190-1968 (592 amino acids)
Biological process (GO): transmembrane transport; sodium ion transport
Cellular component (GO): membrane
Molecular function (GO): symporter activity
Source: RefSeq, a predicted model, not a curated record
UGUCAGACAGCUGAUAAAAGGAUACAGCGCGCUGACACACUGAGGCGUUUCUUGUAAAGUGGCGAGGCGAACCCUCAUGUGUACCGCUCGCUGAAUUCGCUUCCAGAGAAGGUGCAACUACACUUCUGUGGAAACAGUUAAGAGAGGAGAACACCUGUCCGCUGUGCUCGUCGGAGUUGAGGACGCAGCAUGAGCGUGUCUAGGGGCGAGGCGCCGCUGCUCGGCGUCGUCGACUACACGGUGUUCGCGUUGAUGCUGUCGGUGAGCGCCGCCAUCGGCGUCUACUACGGAUUCUUCGCGCGCUCCUCCGGCGCAGACGACUACCUCGUGGGCGGGCGGUCCAUGAGCACUAUCCCCGUGUCCAUGUCUCUUAUUGCCAGCUUCAUCUCGGGCAUCAUGCUACUGGGCAUCGCCACCGAGAGCUACCUGUACGGCAUGCAGUACGCCUACGUGUGUCUCGGCGUCAUCCUGAGCUCCGCGAUAAACGCCUUUGCCUUCCUGCCUGUCUUCUACGACCUCGGCAUCACGUCCACGUACGAGUACUUGGACAUGAGGUUCGGCAGAAGCGCGAGACUUCUGGGUUCCUUCUUCUUCGUAACUUUUACGCUGGUGUGGAUUCCCAUAGUGAUCUACGUUCCCGCUGUCGCGUUCAACCAAGUUACCGGCAUCAACAUCCACAUCGUCUCCUGCGCAGUAUGUGUCGUGUGCAUCUUCUACACGUGCGUGGGCGGCAUCAAGGCAGUGGUGUGGACGGACGUGGUGCAGACGGUGUUCAUGUUCGGCGGCGUGCUGCUGGUCAUCUUCAAGGGCACCGCUGACGUCGGCGGCUUCGGCGUCGUCUGGAGUCGCAACCUCCAGUCGGGACGCAUAGAGCCCCCAGUCUUGGAUCCCGACCCUAAAGUUCGCACAGCGCUGCCCAGCCUCGUGCUCGGAGGUGCAAUACACUGGCUGGCAGUGUCUGGCAUCCACCAGAUGAUGAUACAGCGCUACAUGUCCCUGCCCUCGCUCUCCAAGGCUAACAGAGCUCUGUGCAUCUUCACAGUGGGGUCCAUGUGCCUGGUGCUCAUCUGUUCGUACUGUGGCCUGCUCAUGUACGCCAGGUACUUCGACUGCGACCCACUCACCACCAAGAUGGCCCGUGCCAAGGACCAACUCCUCCCGCUCAUGGUGGCCGACUCGCUGGGCGGUUUCCCGGGACUUCCCGGGCUUUUCGUGGCCAGCGUCUUCAGCGCAGCCCUAAGCUCGUUGUCGACAGCACUCAAUUCGAUGUCGGCCGUGGUGCUGGAAGACUUCUGGAAGGUUUUCUUCCCAUCGCGGCGGCUGUCAGAGCGCCAGACAGACCUGCUGAUGAAGGGUGUUGUGGUGGCGGUGGGUGUCCUCUGCACUGCGCUCGUCUUCGUCGUCGAGAAGAUGGGCUCAGCAGUUCUCCAGAUGGCUAUUUCUCUAGGCUCAAUGUCACAUGGACCAUCAUUGGCACUUUUUACCACUGGGAUGUUCUUUUCAUGGGUCAAUGCCAAGAGUGCCAUUGUGGGUAGCAUGACUGGCAUGGGAAUGAUGGGCUGGUUGGUGAUUGGUGCACAGCUACACCAAGCUCGUGGAAACAUUGGCUUUGCCACCAAGCCACUGAGCACUGAUGGCUGCCUCUACGAAUUUGACCACUCACAGAAUGGCACUGUAGCUGUACCCAGUGACUUUUGCACCAGUGAGGUGUGGGCAGUGUACUGUGUGUCGUACCUUUGGUACACAGCACUGGGCUUGGUGACAUCGGUGACAGUGUCUCUGGUGGCAAGCAUAUUUCUACGCCAGGAUGCCUCCAGACCAGAUGCUCGCCUCAUCAGCCCAUUGGUGCGUCGGUGGCUGCCUCCAGCAUCAAGACCACAGAUUUACAAGGUGGUAGAGAUGGAGACAAUGCCAGCCGUUGAACAGAGAAAAGUGUAUGAUCCUCCAGACAAUGCACUAUCACAAUGAUAAAAAAAAAGAACUGGUUUUCUUGCAGUAUUAAUAUGGGUAUGACCUUUCCCUCGAUAACUGUAAUGUGAAUUUUUAUUUUGAUAUUUCUGCUAAGUGCUUUUAUCCCAGUUACAAUGUACCUUUUCAGAGGCAAUAAUAUGAAGCACCUGUUGUACAAUAUACUGUCUGCAGAGCCAGAAGUGCUGUAUU